Desarmillaria tabescens is the source of this 1006-nucleotide messenger RNA. RefSeq lists its product as uncharacterized. The transcript is spliced from 6 exons. The record is from RefSeq and is a predicted model, not a curated record. Lineage: Eukaryota; Fungi; Basidiomycota; Agaricomycetes; Agaricales; Physalacriaceae. Bases 1 to 864 code for a protein of 287 amino acids.
AUGACAAUUAUCACCUUGGCAUGCAUAUACACUGGCAUUCUUGCUGUUACACUGUGGAAUAUAUUCAUCAAUAAAUGUUUGCCAACCCGCCAAGUCCUAGUCGUCAUUAUUAUUCUCCUCCAUGCUUUGGAUACUAUCUCUUUUGCUGUCACAUGGUCAUAUAUAUACUCUGCAUUCAUCCAAAAUGGACAAAGUUUUUGGACUGUAUACUUGAAGUUUGAUACUGUGAACCAUGCAGUCAAUUUGGAGGCGGGUAUUACAGGCUGCAUGAGUACCAUUCUUGCAGACUCAUAUAUUAUUUGGUGCUGUUGGAUAGUUUGGGGACGGUGCUGGCUUAUUGUUCUGCUCCCAAUCCUUUCCCUAAUUUCUGCAAUAGUGAUUAAAAUCAUCAAUGUAUAUUAUGGGUACUUUGGUGCAUCAAGCUCAGUAUUUCUUAUGCCCUACACAUCCCUCAUCCUGGCAACAACAUUAUGGUGCACGCUACUCAUCAUUUUCCGCAUUUUGACUGUUACCAGGGUUAGACAUGGAGGUGGCGGCCGACUGAGAGUUUAUCACCGUUUUAUUGAAGUGCUAGUGGAAUCCUCUGCUCUCUAUUCGAUAUCUCUGAUCCUAUAUCUGGCUUUCUACAUUAGCAAUACUUUUGGAUGGUAUUAUCUUGAUGGUAUAGCUAGCAUUGCAAGGGGAGUUGCACCCACACUCCUGCUUGGCAGAGCAGCUGCAGGACACACACGCCCAACUGAAGAACAAGAUGAAAGUGCAACAGUAUCGACCCUUCAGUUUCCAAAUGUCUUCACAAUCAUCUCAACCUUCGCAACCUUCCACUUCAAGCCUUCAGGAAUCCGCAAGGCAGAGCACAGUCCUUGAAAUGGAUGUUGAAGCCCAGACAGAGCAGUUGGAUGAGCUUGUGGUGGUUGUUGAAAGGGCACAAUAGAACUCAUGGCAAACAUCUGAAAGUCGGGGUGAGACUUUGGGCUUGAUUUAGACUGUAAUUUUUUGUCAUGCUAUC